Anastrepha obliqua is the source of this 573-nucleotide messenger RNA. RefSeq lists its product as uncharacterized. The coding region runs from base 1 to 573 and encodes 190 amino acids. The record is from RefSeq and is a predicted model, not a curated record. Lineage: Eukaryota; Metazoa; Arthropoda; Insecta; Diptera; Tephritidae. The transcript is spliced from 3 exons.
AUGGAUUCUUCAGAUGAUGAAGAUAUCCAGAUGCAUGAAAAUGUACAAACGGUAAAUGAAGAUAGUGAUAACAACUCUGAAGAUGUAAAUUUCACUGAUACAGCUCCUGCACAAUCAACAAACAAUACUCAUCUACAAACUUUUCCUUGCAGAUUCCUGAAACGAUUCCGCCUGAUCAAAGAGGCCUUUGAAUUUGAUUUGCAGCAAAUAAAUUUAACGAAAUCAAACGCCAAAGCGGUGCUUAAAAUGCUACAAUUAGCAGCCAUUCUUUCACUUUCGGCUAGCGGUGGGUACCAGCACAGGGUUGGCAGCGACUAUUUGAUUGGUAUGAGCCAGAGCACUCUUUCGAAGUUAUGCCUGCAGUUAAUACGGUUUCCGCCAGAAGAUUCGCUUAACUGCAAAGAGUCGUUUAUGGAGCAGGAUAAAAUACCGGGAGUUGUAAGGUGCGUUGAUGGCACUCACAUCGGCCUACAAAAACCCACAGCAAACGGGCAUAUGUAUUUCAUUAGGAAAGGCUCUUAUAGCAUCAACGUUAUGGUAGUAAGCUGCUAUUACAAUAUAUUGCUUGAAUAA